This is a messenger RNA of Rhinocladiella mackenziei CBS 650.93, 1101 nucleotides long. RefSeq lists its product as uncharacterized. NCBI's taxonomy places the organism in Eukaryota, Fungi, Ascomycota, Eurotiomycetes, Chaetothyriales, Herpotrichiellaceae. Bases 1 to 1101 code for a protein of 366 amino acids. The transcript is spliced from 2 exons. The record is from RefSeq and is a predicted model, not a curated record. Gene Ontology annotation, molecular function: heme binding; monooxygenase activity; iron ion binding.
AUGGCAGCGAUUACUUUUCACCUCGUUGCCGGCAAGAUUGAGAUCCUACAGAUACCCUUUCUGACGCCUAUAGCCCUGUUCGCCUGGGCAUUGUAUUGUGCCUUUUACGCAUAUUUCCUCUCUCCAAUUCGCCAUAUACCCGGCCCAUUCUGGUCGCGUGUCACUCCCAUUCCGCUCCGCAUUGCCACAUUUAGAAACAAAAGAUACGAAUAUGCGCACGAGCUGCUCAAGAAAUAUGGCCCGAUUGUUGUUCUCGCACCAGAUCAGGUCCAUACCAAUGACGACAUGGCCAUGAAAAUUAUCUACGACCGCAAUUCUCCCAAAACUUCCUUCUACAAGGAUGCUGGUCGGUAUAAGGGCGUCCACAUGAUCCUAGGAAUGAUUGAGCAUUCCUCUGCGGUAUCAAUCCGCUCAAAUUUGCUACAAUGUUUCCAAAACAAGAAUUUGUCGAGUCUUUCGGACUCCAUGGAGUCGCACAUCAAUGCUUUUGUCAAGCUUCUGUACCAACGUGCCGAACGCAACGAGAGCACCCUCGACGGUAUCUUCUGGUUGAGGCUGCUGACUCUCGAUACAGUCACUGACAUUCUUUGGGGCGAUAAACACGACCUUCUCACUAAUUCGGGUGGUGAUAACUCCGGUUUGUUGACCAAAUUCCAUCAGUUUAGCCGAUUCAUGGCUCUACGAGGAUUCCUCUCCGGAUUUGAAUUUUGGGUGCGUACUUGCGGCACAAAACACUACAAAGACAUGCGGCGUGGGUGGUACGAAGUAGACAUGUAUGCUCGCAGAGUCCUGGAAAAAUGGGAGGCUGGAGAGACGAAAAGUCACAGCCGUGAUGCCACCGAAGCCAUGAAAAGAAAUUGGAUCCCAUUCAGCUACGGCAGCAGAAGUUGUCCAGGUCAAAACUUGGGUAUGACUGAGUUGAAAUACUUUCUUGCCGCCAUCCUCCGACAUUUUAGAUGCCAGAUCCCAGAUGGAAUGCACGACAGUCAAAUCGAGCUGCGAGAUCCCUUCACCGCCACCGUCUGGGAGAGAGCUUCUGAAAAGGAACCGUGGAGGUCUGAGGUCUUGCUUAAAUUUGUACCACAAACAGAAGCACUAUGA